GAUGCGUUUGUUUCUCACACGAGCUAAAAUUUUUUUCACUGUUUCUAACGUAAAUAUGUUUUUAGUCAACUUUUUUUAUGGAUUAGUGACUCUAUUCGUGGUCAAUUAUGUUAUCAAAUUUGUGCAAAGAAUCCGAAAACUGCCUCCUGGACCAUGGGGACUACUGAUUGUUGGCUACUUACCUUUCCUUAGACAAAAUUCUUACGAUCAGAUGACCGAGUUGGCGGCAAAAUAUGGACCAGUUUUCAGUUUCAAGUGUGGUCAGUUUGAUGUCGUUGUCAUCAAUCAAUGGAAGUUUAUUAAAGAAGCUUUGGCGAAUGAACACUUACUUGGUCGACCCAAAGGGUCUGCCAUACCUGGUGUCAUUGAACAUGCCUCAUUAAUUGAAAUGUCUGGUCCACGUUGGAAGGAACAGAGACGAGUUGCUUUAACCACACUUCGAGAUGUUGGUUUAGGAAAGAGUGAAAUGGAAGAUUCGAUUAGAGACGAAAUCAAAUCAUUUACUGAAGUAAUCAAAUCUUUUAAAGGCAAACCAAUAUCAGUAUCGGAUAAACUAUCCUUGAGUGUAUCAAACAAUAUAUCAAAGUUAGUAUUUGGACACACAUACGCUUAUGACGAUCCUCUUUCACUGACUAUGGCAAAGAUACUCGCCCAAUCGAACGCGAUGAGUUUUUUCAACGUUGUACAAUUUAUGCCAAUCAUCGCAAGAUUAAUAAUCAAAUUAAACCUUUUUAAUAUGGGUGAAACUUCUUCUCUUCUCAAAAAAUUUGAAUCUCAUGUUAUUGAUGAGGUUGAUGAACACCGAAAAAAAGAUAUUGAUGAUAAUGUAAUAAAAGAUUACAUUGAUGGAUUCCUCCAUGAAAUGUCCAAAAGAAAAGAUGAAAAGGAUUCAACUUUCAAUUUAGAUACUUUACAACGAAAUGCAUCUUUAUUCUAUGGUGCUGGAUCUGACACGAUAGCAAGUACAUUCAAAUGGAUGAUGUUGUAUCUGGUUAAAUAUCCUGAAUACCAGAAUAAGAUAAGAGAUGAAAUUAAACAGACAAUUGGAUUAAAUAGACAACCAGAAAAUGUAGAUCGAAAACAAAUGCCUUUCACAAUGGCCUUUAUUCACGAAUCUUUGCGACACUCUUCAUUAGUUCCACUUAAUAUAUUCAGAAGAGCAACUGAAGAUACCAAAGUUGGAGACUAUUCAAUACCUAAAGACUGUCUUGUCGUAUUUAACUUUUGGGCAGUUCAUCGCGAUCCAAAUUUAUGGGAUAAUCCUGAGCAAUUCAAACCUGAACGGUUCCUCAAUGAAGAUAAAUCUAAAGCCAUUAAACCACCAUAUUUGGUUGCAUUCAGUAGCGGAAAAAGAGUUUGUCCUGGAGAAAGUUUUGCUUAUCUUCAGUUAUUCUUGUAUCUUGUGUCAUUUUUACAACAGUUUGAGAUCUCAGCUGAACCAGGGAAAGAUAUUUCAUUAGAAAAAUUACAAACAUUCGUAGUAAGAAAGAAAGAGCCACCUAACUUGAUAUUCAAAAGUGUUGAUUAAGCUUCAAGUCGUUACUUUCAAAGUUGAUACUGAAUAGAAUUAGUUGCAUAAAAUUAAAAUUAAAGUACCAAGUCGAUCAUUGAUUGUAUGACUUCAAAAAUGGUUGAAAUGACACAAUUUAAGGUUCCCUAAGAAAUGAUGGGAAUGAAUUUAAAUGUAAAAUUAUGAUUUUUAACAAGGAUAUUAAAAAGAAUGUCAUAAAAUAAAAGAUUGCUCUUUUUGAUUAA
Messenger RNA from Tetranychus urticae (two-spotted spider mite), 1755 nucleotides. Its product is annotated as cytochrome P450 2A9-like. Gene Ontology annotation, cellular component: cytoplasm; intracellular membrane-bounded organelle. Gene Ontology annotation, biological process: xenobiotic metabolic process. The record is from RefSeq and is a predicted model, not a curated record. NCBI's taxonomy places the organism in Eukaryota, Metazoa, Arthropoda, Arachnida, Trombidiformes, Tetranychidae. Gene Ontology annotation, molecular function: heme binding; iron ion binding; oxidoreductase activity, acting on paired donors, with incorporation or reduction of molecular oxygen, reduced flavin or flavoprotein as one donor, and incorporation of one atom of oxygen.